UUUUUUUAAAAGAAGGAAAAAAAACCUUAGCCCAGAGAAUUUGAACAUACAUACAUACGUACCAUUUCAUUACAGCUUCCAGUCAGCUGUUCUGCACUCCAGACGCGGUUGCUUCGUCUCUUCAAAUUCUUCGAUUUCUUCUUCUUGUCAUUCGAAAUACCAAGUGUUUACGCAGAAGAUUUCUAGGGCUCAUGGGUUCUGUUUCCAACUUCGUUCCAUGGAUUCUCCUGCUUCUACUCACGAUUAUUCCCCUGGCGGCGUCUCAGUCCGAGGCUCCACCUCCGGAGUCGGCGGAUUCCGAUCUGUGCAACGGUGUGUUCGUGUCGUACAAUUACGUGAAGGGAUCUAAGAUUCCGCCAAACGACUCGAGCGACCAGCCUUACAGGUUCGAAUCGGUGCUCAGUGUGCUGAACAACGGCCGCGACAAGCUCAAGUCGUGGCGGGUCUCCGUCGGAUUCGCUCACCGAGAGAUCCUGGUGUCUGCAUCAAACGCCGUGCUCGCCGACGGCUCGAGCCUUCCUGUGGGCGUCGGAAACGGUACUAUUUUCGCCGGAUAUCCGGCGACCGAUCUGAAGACAGCGAUCGAGACGGCCGGUGACGUCACCCAGAUGCAAGCGCGCGUCGAGCUUGUCGGGACGCAGUUCGGAGUUGCUCCGCCGAGUGUGCCGCUUCCGAAGAACAUCACACUUGCUAAUGAUGGAUGGGUUUGUCCCAAGGCCACUCAGCGAGGGAAGAACAUUCUACAAGUAUGCUGCAAGCCCGAUCCAAACUUUAAAACUGACAUCAUUGAUGAAGAAUUCCUUCCCCGGAAAGAGGGAGAUCUCACCAUCAUGUACGAUGUGAUCAGAUCGUAUGGAUCGAAUUACUGGGCCCAAGUCACAAUCGAGAACCAUAACCCACUCGGCCGGUUGGACAACUGGAAACUAAGCUUCGAUUGGAUGCGGGAUGAAUUCAUCUACACCAUGAAAGGGGCUUAUCCGAGUCUUGUCGAUUCAUCAGAUUGCAUUGACGGUCCGCAGGCGAAGUACUACCAAGCUCUCGACUUUUCCAAUGUUUUGAGCUGUGCCAGGCGACCAACUAUCAUAGACCUUCCUCUUACGAAGUAUAAUGAUUCUACAGUGGGCCUUAUCCCUUCAUGCUGUAGAAACGGGACGAUUUUGCCACGGUCAAUGGAUCCAAGCAAGUCGAGUUCAGUCUUCCAGAUGCAAGUGUUCAAAAUGCCACCAGAUCUCAACAUUUCUGCUCUGUCUCCACCUCAGAACUGGCGGAUCAACGGAACCCUGAACCCGGACUACCAAUGUGGUCCUCCUGUUCGGGUGAGCCCAAGCCAGUUUCCUGAUCCAAGUGGCUUGCCCUCAAACCGGACCGCUUUUGCGAGUUGGCAGGUAGUCUGUAAUAUCACCCAACCAAAGGGCACUAGCCCAAGAUGUUGUGUAUCGUUCUCUGCAUACUUCAACGACUCGAUCAUCCCAUGUAGAACCUGUGCUUGCGGGUGUUCCAGCAGCCGGGCAGCUCGCACAUGCAGCACAACUGCCCCGGCUAUCCUUCUUCCACCUGAGGCCCUUCUGGUUCCUUUUGAGAACCGAACCACUCUUGCCCUCGCUUGGGCAGACCUGAAACACCGGCCAGUGCCAAAUCCUCUGCCUUGCGGUGAUAAUUGUGGAGUCAGCAUCAAUUGGCAUUUGGCAACAGACUACAGAGGUGGAUGGACUGCUCGGGUCACGAUCUUCAACUGGGGUGACACUGACUUUGCCGAUUGGUUUGCUGCAGUUCAGAUGAGAAAAGCAACCCCAGGUUUCGAGAAGGCUUACUCGUUUAACGGAACCACCCUCAGUAUUGAUGGGGUGAACAAUACUAUAUUCAUGGAGGGUCUUCCCGGGUUGAACUAUCUUGUUGCAGAAAGAGACAGUGAUAACCCGAUAAAAGACCCUCGGGUUCCCGGGAAACAACAGUCUGUUAUCUCCUUUACCAAGAAACUGACACCAGGGAUCAAUGUCCGAGCUGGUGACGGAUUCCCGGCCAAAGUAUUCUUCAAUGGAGAAGAAUGCUCGCUCCCAACUGUACUUCCAAUGAGCAACAGCUUCCGAAGACACAUCUCCAGCCUUCUUCUGUCGUUACCCGCUUUAGUUCUCCUGAUUCUACGGUUGUAAAGUCCCCUGAAGGAGCCUCAUUUCCGGGGGUAAUACCGUUUAUUGAUUCUUUCUGACCAUUAUGAUAUGAUGGAUGAUAGAGUGUUUCAGAUUGGUUUUGCAAAUGCCCAGAAGAAGAAGAUUAAGUAGAUAGAAUAUAUAUAUAUAUAUAUAUUAUAUGAUGAAGACAUGUCACUAGCUGCUGCUACUUCUACUACCACUUGUGUAGCGAGUUUUGUAUCGGUGUGGUUUUGAUUCUUUGUUAGUUAAUUGUCAGUAAUCCUCUCGAUGAACACGUUCUUGUUCCCGGUCUGAUUUACCCGGUCUGGUGUGUCAGUUCCGGCUUACUUUGGUUAUGCAAACCGAUUCGAUUUGAUGUGUUA
Messenger RNA from Tarenaya hassleriana, 2512 nucleotides. RefSeq names its product COBRA-like protein 7. Gene Ontology annotation, cellular component: membrane. Lineage: Eukaryota; Viridiplantae; Streptophyta; Magnoliopsida; Brassicales; Cleomaceae. The record is from RefSeq and is a predicted model, not a curated record. Bases 192 to 2150 code for a protein of 652 amino acids. The transcript is spliced from 2 exons. Gene Ontology annotation, biological process: cellulose microfibril organization.